This is a messenger RNA of Venturia canescens, 1011 nucleotides long. RefSeq lists its product as uncharacterized. The transcript is spliced from 3 exons. The record is from RefSeq and is a predicted model, not a curated record. NCBI's taxonomy places the organism in Eukaryota, Metazoa, Arthropoda, Insecta, Hymenoptera, Ichneumonidae. The coding region runs from base 483 to 899 and encodes 138 amino acids.
UUCAAUUUUGAAAAGGUUUAUUACGCAAAAUUAUAUAUAAAAAUAUCGUUAGCAAAAUCGGAAUUAGCAAAAUCAGCAAAAUUACAGAAUUUUUUUCAAAAUAACCAACAAGUCGUUCAGACCAGUUUUAUUCCAGCCAGAAAAUAGCGAAUCGAGUUUUUUUUCAGAAAAAGUUCUUUCUCUUCGAAGGAGGCGUCCAUGUUCCAGCAUUGAUUUGGUCCCCCAUAAUCAAAAAUACGUCACGAAUCCAUCAAGUCUAUUUCCACACAAGCGAUUGGCUACCAACACUCUAUGAACUGGCAGGCGGGAAUGUAAGCGACCUUGGAGCAAUCGAUGGGAUCAGUCAGUGGGGUUCAAUAACUAAUGGUAGCACGAGUCUUCGUGAUACGAUACUGCUCGACAUUAAUGAGUUGACCAAUACCAACGGUGUUAUUAAGGGACGAUUUAAAUAUUUUACUGAGCACAACUAGUACAGUCAUUACAUGGGUGAAAAUGUGGACGAUUGUGAUUCAGCGGCGCCACCUUACAACGUCACAUUCGUGACAAAUUCCAUGGCUGCUCUGGCAAUCGCAAACACCACCACUCUUAAGCCCAAAUUAUCUAAAAACAAGAUUUUGGAACUUCGUCGUGGCAACAAAGUGGUCUGCCCUCCGCAUAAUAAUCAACCGCUUCGUUGCAGAUAUUGUCUCAUUGAUAUUGUCGCUGAUCCUUGCGAGACUACAAAUCUCUUUUACCAACAUUAUCAGACGUCCAUGGAAUUGUCUGAUAUUAUCAGAGACUAUCGAAAAGUGUUGCUGCCCCGUCAUGCGGCUCGGGAAAAUUUUUCGUCCAAUUCAAAUUUCGUGGGAGGUACAUGGAUGCCAUGGUUGACUGUAGAGGGUAAUCCAUUGCCUCGUUGAUAGCCUAUACAACUCAACCUGUUGUUCAUUUUGCAUGAAAGAGUCUGAGCUGAUAAAAAAAUCGUUCUAAACGUGUAAUUGGAGAAUUGAAUAAACAAAAAAUGUGGUUAAA